UCUGAUUCAAACUCUGUAUAAAUGAAAUGACAGUAAGGAGAGCAGAACAAACUCCUAACAGGAGGAGACUCACUCAUGGCCUAUGAGACAGAGGAUCAUGAGACUCAAUACUGCUUUCCUGCCAUCAACUCAUCAUGUAUCAAGGGAAUGCGCCCUAGAUAUGAAUACAAUAUCAUGUAUGUGUUUGUAUCAUUGUUGUCAGCAUGGACUGUGUUUCUGAACCUGCUGGUGAUCAUCUCCAUCUCUCACUUCAAGAAGCUUCACACUCCAACAAACCUGAUCAUUCUCUCUCUGGCUGUGGCCGACCUGCUUAUGGGACUUGUCAUGCCAUUAGAUGCCACCAGGCUGAUAGAGACAUGUUGGUACUUUGGAGACACUUUCUGUGGACUAUUUAUUAUGAUCCUUGGAUUGCUCUUCUCAGCAUCUCUCAGUAAUUUAGUUUUAAUUGCUGUUGAUCGUUAUGUGGCUGUGUGUCACCCUUUACUGUACCCACAGAAAAUAACCACAACUAAAACUUUAGCGAGCAUCUGUCUGAGCUGGGUUUGUUUCUCAAUUUAUAAUACUAGCUUUGUAAUUAAUAAUAGAUAUUCAGACACUUCACUCAGAACAGACAUGUGUUAUGGAGAGUGUUUUUUUAUGACGGGUUUUGCCUGGACAGUUUCUGAUAUCAUUUUGUCUUUUAUUUUUCCUUGUACCCUGAUCAUAACUUUAUAUUUGAGGAUUUUCUAUGUUGUACAUAAGCAAGUGAAAGUUAUAAACUCUCUAAAGGGUGGUAAAUGUGUAAUGGAAGGUUCAGUGAGGAGGAAAUCUGAGAGUAAAGCUGCUCUGACAUUAGGAAUCAUUGUAACAGUUUAUCUGCUUUGUUUUAUUCCAUACUAUAUAUGUUCUAUAUCAGUAACCUCUUCCACAACCAUAAAUAUUUUGACAUGGGUUUUGUAUGCAAACUCAGGUCUGAAUCCUCUGGUCUAUGCUUUAUUUUAUCCCUGGUUUAAAAAAACAGUUAAACACAUCCUAACCCUGAAAAUAUUUCAGCCAGCAUCCUCUCUGAUCAGUAUUUUUACAGAACAUCAAUUGUAAUUAAACUCAAACUGGUAAAGCUGUCACUCGUAAAGGUAGAUGUGAUUAUCAUUGUAUGAAUUAUCUUUGUAAUUUUAAGAGACAAAAUGUUCAUGAAUUGGGUUGCAUUAGAUUGUUGUAUGUAUGUAGUUUAUGCUUUAUCACUUUCAUCAGUAAUGCUCACGGGGGGCUGAAAACUGAUUUAAAUGUUUGUUGUUUUACAUCACUGUCUGUCGCUUGUUUAUAAUGACCAUCUGAAUAUGUCACCAUUUAUUUUGACCGUCUGAGGAGCUACUGCAUCAAUGCGGUGUGUAUGUUUUUCACACCUUUAAUGAAUGGUUAAGAGGAGGAACAUCUCCAAUGCAAUAAUACAUGCAGGAAAUAAGAAUUAUAAUUGGGCCUCUGAGUUUUCACAUCAUUUGAUAUUUCAUCAGUAAGAGUAAACAAACUGAACAAAGACAUGUCACUUGUAUAUGACAGAUCAACCCAUGUGACUACCUUGAGAAAGGCCCACCCAAAAUGUCAUUGGCAAAGUCCAUUGUAUUUACAUCAAAUGAUAAUUAUUUUCUUAUUUAAUAUUAAUAUACUGAAAAAAGAAAGAAGUGACCAGGCUCUAAUAAGUUUUUAACUGACAACAUAUCCAUUGGCAAGUGUGAUAAUAACACACAGGAGUACAUUUUAUUUGUUAGGAUCUGUUAAAUCUUGAAGAUUAAUCUUGAAGAUAAAAUCUAAUGAAGAUUUUACCAGAAAAAAAGUCACUCAUGUCAUAACCUGGCUUGAUUACUGUUGUGCAAUUAAAGGAAUAUCUGUCACAAAAACAAACAAACAAUAAUUCUGUCAUUAUUUUUUCACCUUCAUAUUCUUCCAGUAGAACUCAAAAGGACAAAUCCUAAAAACUGUUCUAUGCAAUCACAAUAAAUGCAGAAUAA
This is a messenger RNA of Megalobrama amblycephala (Wuchang bream), 1985 nucleotides long. RefSeq names its product trace amine-associated receptor 13c-like. Bases 76 to 1077 code for a protein of 333 amino acids. Gene Ontology annotation, molecular function: trace-amine receptor activity. Gene Ontology annotation, cellular component: membrane. Lineage: Eukaryota; Metazoa; Chordata; Actinopteri; Cypriniformes; Xenocyprididae. The record is from RefSeq and is a predicted model, not a curated record. The transcript has a single exon. Gene Ontology annotation, biological process: G protein-coupled receptor signaling pathway.